CCGAGUGCUGGGAUUAAAGGCGUGCGCCACCACCGCCCGGCCUCCCACUGAAUUCUUAAGCUUCUGGAUUCUCACCCUCAUCGCACACAUUACCACCACCGCUAAUGCUCAUAUUGCACCAUUACAGCUAGGUCUCUCCAGACCUGUAGAAAUUAGCUUGAUACGGGAAAUAACCAGGCUAGCCAAAGGAUAAAACAAUUAUACCUUUAUUUAUUUUUUUAUUUAUUAUAAGGGGAAAAUUCACGAAAUAGGAACGGGAAGUACAAGUUCAGCUGUGUCACCAGGGAACCAGAGAGCGCACUGGGUCGGUGCCCCAGUUUUUCUCUUGGCCUCUAGGAAGCCAUGCCUAACUAGGUUCCACCUCUUAAAGAUGAUUGGUUAACAAAGCUUCCCCCAUCACAGGCCUAGUCCCUAAGUGUCUUCAUUUACAACUAGAAAUGCCUUCCAACUUCUUGCCAACUUUCUUAAGCUUAAGUGUUCUUGGAUAUCUGUCCAGUCACCCACCCCUCUAGCCACAGCCUGGUUCUGAUGUGCUAAGCAUGGUGUGUGUCUGUGUGUGUGCAGGAGUAAUCCAAGCUAGGUCGUGUUGAUAGACUGCUAAAGGGUCAGCAUUCCUCAGCGCUGCCAGGGCCCACUUUAGGAGCAUAAGCCUCCACCCCCGGGCCUGAUGGAGGAUUCCCUCCCAGCAGUGAAGGUGCAGCUUUGUCCCUCAGCUCCGAGGAAUGGCAAUGAUGUCACCAGACUUUCCCCCAUCUCUUGUGCUCCCGUCCCUAUAGGCAAGUGUCUCAAGCUCUUCUUGACAGCCCCUAUGACAGCCUCCCCUCAAAGCACAGCCGGCCUCAUCUCCUCAACCUGGGAAGAGGCUGAAGGAUGGCAGUGUUACAACCAUGCUCCACCCAGAGCUGGUACUUGGGGGACCUGUUGGGAAUGGCACUGACUCCCUGCCCUUCUUCCAGGAGCUGGUGAGCAGAAUACUGCACCUGCACUUCAGGGAUUGCAAGACGAAAGUCAGUGGGGACGCGCUGCAGCUCAUGGCGGAGUUCUUGAAGAUCUUCGUGGUAGCCGCUGUCCGUGGGGUGCAGCAGGCCCAGGCAGAGGACCUAGACACCGUGGAUGUGGAUCAGCUGGAGAAGGUGCUCCCUCAGCUGCUCCUGGACUUCUAGAUGUUGGCCUGUGGCCUGCAGAGUCUAGGACGAAGUCCCGUCAGCAUCGACAUCCAGUUCCCCAGGUUCCAAAGAACGGGAAGACACCAGGAGCUGUUACCCUCCCUAGCUAUUGCCUCUGGGGGUCUGUGUGAGCCAGGUGCAGGGAAGGUGGGCAGCCUUCCCACCGCCACCCACCCCCACCACCCCUACUCAUUAUAAACAGAGGCUGGCGGUGCUGCCUUCUUGCCCCCCCCUCCAUCAGAGCUGCUGUGUGGCUUUUAACCACCGGACCAGGAUGCCUCCCUGAGCUGUAAAUUUGUUCUUACAAAGCAAUGUCAAUAAAUCAACACCAUCUCUCCGAGGCUUGGCCUUCUUGUUGCCAUUAAUCACAGUCUAGUUGCUUCAAAGCCCGAGCCCCACGCUCCCUUCCAUCUGUCUCAGUGGGACAAAUGCAGAACGCUCAGAAAGGACAGGAAGACAAAUAGCACGUGUGUGCACACGCUGCCGUAAAACCACAGCAGCUGCCACUAGUAGGCAGUGCAGUCCAAGAAUGUCUCUGUGAACCAGUAACGGUUCACCGGUUCACCGCGGCAGCAGAGCCAGAAUAUACAGGAUGAGUGGACCAGAUCUGCUACCUGGGCCUGCUGUGGCCAUGCUGGGCUGCAGAAAGGCUAACCUUGAGCCCCGCCCAACUGCAUCUGGGUCUAGGUAAGGGAUAGGUCGCACCCUCAGAGAGAUGCAGCUAAGAGGCUGACUUGGAAGCCCAAUCCAGGCUUGAGCCUUCUGAUCCGGCCCUGGCAGGCCAGUUCCAGGAGACAUGCAGGGCGUCUUGCUAACCCCGACACAUAGCGCCCCAGUGAGUCCAGUGUGGGGACACCGUGGAGCACCCAGGAGUUAGGAGGUCCAGAGGUCAGUGCCAGUGGUAGAACCGUGGUAUCAGUGAGAGGUGGGGG
Messenger RNA from Microtus ochrogaster (prairie vole), 2098 nucleotides. It is a transcript of the gene Cenpx, whose product is annotated as centromere protein X. The coding region runs from base 888 to 1163 and encodes 91 amino acids. Gene Ontology annotation, molecular function: protein heterodimerization activity. Gene Ontology annotation, cellular component: FANCM-MHF complex; Fanconi anaemia nuclear complex. The record is from RefSeq and is a predicted model, not a curated record. Gene Ontology annotation, biological process: DNA repair; replication fork processing; resolution of meiotic recombination intermediates. The transcript has 3 exons. NCBI's taxonomy places the organism in Eukaryota, Metazoa, Chordata, Mammalia, Rodentia, Cricetidae.